AUGAUGAGUUGUAGCAACAUGAUGAGAAGGCAUUUGGAGUUGCAGGGUCCAAGGCCUAAACCUCUUGUGGUGAGCAAGAAUUCAAGGCAGGCGAUGAAGAAGAAGAAGCAGCAGCAGCAGCCGAUUUCGUCAAAUCCAGUUAUAGUUUAUCUGAUUUCACCAAAGGUUAUUCAUGUGCAGCCUCAAGAGUUUAUGGAUCUCGUGCAACGGCUUACCGGAAAUAAUAAUAAUAAUAAUCAAGCCAUGAAGAAGAUCACUUCAGUGAGAACCAACAGAAGCUCAACAUAG
Molecule: messenger RNA, 288 nt
Organism: Prunus armeniaca (apricot)
Lineage: Eukaryota; Viridiplantae; Streptophyta; Magnoliopsida; Rosales; Rosaceae
Source: the annotation of a GenBank genome assembly